AUGGCCUUUUGGGUCAAAGCGAAAGAUCUGCUAAUACGACGUCCAUCAAUCGCUGUAUAUAAACAUCUUAAACAACUUUCAUUUGAUUAUCGUGAUGCAGUAAUUGAUACUGGAAGAAAAAUGGUUGAACAUCCUAUUAAAACACUGUUUUACUCUUCAAAUGUAUAUUUACUUGUAUAUGCUUAUCAAACAAUGCCAACAUUGCAAACGUAUAGAGACCAUUUAGUAGAUAUACGUCAACAACAAAUCUUAACAUCAAGUCUUAUUCGUAAUAAAAAUGUUGAAACUUAUAUUGAUACCGUUGAACAAUUAUUAUCAUGUGACAAAAUACAUUUUGUUGAUUGUUUUCUUUUCUCCUUAGUGGUUUAUAGAACUCAACAUCGAACGAAUGAUAAUUCAUUUAAGUUUUAUGAGAAUGUAUGUUCGUAUUUACAUUUAAAACGAGAUGCAAGAAUUAUUGAUAUCGGCGCAUUUAAUAGAUGGUUUAUAUUAAAUAGAAAAUUACACCAAGCAGAUAUUUUUUAUGAUAUUAACAAUGAAAAAAAUGCUUUGUAA
Rotaria socialis is the source of this 555-nucleotide messenger RNA. The record is from the annotation of a GenBank genome assembly. NCBI's taxonomy places the organism in Eukaryota, Metazoa, Rotifera, Eurotatoria, Philodinida, Philodinidae.